Gavia stellata (red-throated loon) is the source of this 1491-nucleotide messenger RNA. RefSeq names its product perilipin-3. Bases 1 to 1491 code for a protein of 496 amino acids. Gene Ontology annotation, biological process: lipid storage; positive regulation of triglyceride storage. The transcript is spliced from 8 exons. The record is from RefSeq and is a predicted model, not a curated record. NCBI's taxonomy places the organism in Eukaryota, Metazoa, Chordata, Aves, Gaviiformes, Gaviidae. Gene Ontology annotation, cellular component: lipid droplet; cytosol.
AUGGAGUAUGGUGUGGUGUUUGGUUCUUCUUUGCUGGUCAUCUGCUCACCUCACGCAGGACAAAAAAGUCAGAGGGGAGGCUCACCAGCUGCUUUGUCUCUCUUCUUCCUGAACCAUGGUACUAAAUGCAUUUCAGUGGCAAUGGCCUCAGCUAUGCCUGACAAAGAGGAAGCUGCCAAGAGCUCUCUGGAGGUGAAGGAAGAGGAGCAGCAGGAUGCAGUAAAUCAGGUGGCUAACCUGACCUUGGUCAGUUCUGCCAGUGACAUGGUUUCUACAGCUUAUGCCUCUGCUAAGGAGAGCCACCCUUACAUCAGAUCUGUGUGUGAUGCAGCAGAGAAAGGAGUGAAGAGUGUGACUGAAGCCACAGCCAGCUGUGUGCAGCCAGUUCUGACUACGCUGGAGCCUCAUGUUGCUGCAGCAAGUGAGUAUGCCUCCAAGGGCUUGGAUAAACUAGGAGAAAAGCUCCCACUCCUUCAAAAGCCAGUGGACCAGAUUAUUUCUGAAACAAAAGAGCUGGUGUCAUCCAAAGUGGCUGAUGCAAAGGAUGCUGUGAGCAGCAAAGUGAUGGGGGUGGUAGAUGUAACUAAGGACACUCUUCAGAGCAGUGUGGAGACUGCCAGGUCUGCAGUGACCAGCAGUGUGGGGAUGGUUAUGGACUCCAGAGCGGGCCAGAUGGCUGUAAGUGGGGCAGAAGCUGUGCUGGGGAGAACAGAAGACACCUCUCUCCCCAUUGGAAAUGAGGAACUAGCCAAACUGGCAGUGUCUGAGGAGGGUGCAGACAUAAUGUCUGUGAAGGAGCAGCAGGAGAAGAGGAGGUACUUUGUGCGGUUGGGGUCUCUCUCUGAUGAACUUCGCCUCUUUGCCUACCUGCGCUCAACAGAAAAAAUGAAGCAGGUCUGGCAGGGCAUGCAGGAGGCCCUUGCACAGCUUCACUGCGCCAUUGAACUGAUUGAAGUAUUUAAGCAAGGAUUUAAUCAAAAGCUUCAGGAAGGGCAGGAGAAACUACACCAGAUGUGGCUGGACUGGAGUAGGAAGUCUUCCAAAGAGAGUGGAGAUGAAGGCUCUGCAGAGCCAGAGGAGAUGGAGUCUCUGGCCCUGCUUAUGGCAUGCAGUAUCACACAGCAGCUGCAAAUCACCUGCUGUAAAAUAGUGUCUGCAAUCCAAGGUCUUCCCUCAAGCCUUCAGGAUAAGGUGAAACAAUCUCUUAGUACCAUAGAGGAGCUUCAUGCUUCUUUCUCAGCAGCAAACUCCCUCCAGGACUUGCCUAGCAGUGUCUUGACCCAGAGCCAGAGGCAGUUGGCUGUGAUCCGGGAGUACAUGGAGGAGCUGCUGGACUACCUGAAGAACAACACACCUCUGUCCUGGCUGGUGGGACCCUUCUCCCCCAGGGAAGAGGAGGUGGAAACCUCUCGGGAGGAGGAACCCUUGCAGGAGAAGGAAGCAGGGACAGCAGGAGCAGGGGAUCAGGAAGCUUCCACCACCCUGAUGUAA